This is a messenger RNA of Pomacea canaliculata, 1964 nucleotides long. Its product is annotated as ribosomal RNA processing protein 1 homolog. NCBI's taxonomy places the organism in Eukaryota, Metazoa, Mollusca, Gastropoda, Architaenioglossa, Ampullariidae. Gene Ontology annotation, cellular component: preribosome, large subunit precursor; nucleus; preribosome, small subunit precursor. Gene Ontology annotation, biological process: rRNA processing. Bases 91 to 1494 code for a protein of 467 amino acids. The record is from RefSeq and is a predicted model, not a curated record. The transcript is spliced from 11 exons.
GAACCGAGGGUCAAGGUCAGAAAGGUGACUUCCGGUUGUCAAUAGCGCACAGGGCCACGUGUUGCAAGACUUGCAUUAGGUGCAGAAUUCAUGGAGAACUCUGUGGAGGUCAAGUUUGCACAACGGCUUGCAUCAAAUGAAAAGAAAACACGCGACCGUUCGCUGAAAUAUUUAAAGAAAUAUAUCGCUGUGAGGUCGGCAAAAACAGAGUUUAGUCGGGAUGAGCUGAUGAAGUUACUGAAGGGUCUUCACUAUUCCAUGUGGAUGCAGGAUAAGCCUCUCAUUCAGGAAGAGCUGUCCAACAAGAUUGCAACUGUCAUGGACUCCUUUUCGUCACCUCAGGCCGCCUUAAAUUUUGCUGCCUGCUUUUUCGCCACAGAGGCUCGAGAAUGGAAAUCAUUGGAUCAGUGGCGGAUGGAUAAAUUUAUGAUGCUGGUGCGUGACCUGCUAAGGCAGACAUUUAAGGUUGCCCAGAAUGCAGGAUGGGAUGAGUGUGCUUCAACAGUAGCAGGCAUGAUUAAGGAAGAGGUGAUGAGGCCAGACAAGGAAGAGAUACCUGACAGUUUACGUUUGCACUUGGCUGAUAUCUUUCUGGAUGAGCUGAGGACAGUCGGUGCAGAACAGCUGACUGGCCAUCAGAUUGGUAUCCUACUGGAACCCUUCUACCACUUCAUCCAAAACUCCCAUAGGCUUCAUGUCACAGACCGCAUUAUUCACCAGACUUUUGGCUGCAUUCUUCAGCAAGCAAAAUCAGAGCGGACCAGGACUGCAGACAAAGAUAUUAAAAACAGACCAGCACAGCUACAGUACAGCUACAAAGACAUAGCAGCCACGCUCUUUGAACUUGCUGGGGCUUCUACAUGCUCCGCUAAAGUACGACGUAAAAUCUACAAAUUUGUGAAAGUGUUCUGUGACACCAUUGGUGCCACAAGCCAUCUGGUUCCAGCUUCCAGAAAUGUCAAUACAGAGUGCAAAAAUGUGCAACAGAGUUUGACAGAGAAUCAUGCGACAAACCAGUUGAUCCCAGGGGACUCAAAAGCUACACCAGUCAGCAAAAAGAGAAAGCAAACAAGAUUGCAAAAUGAUGAACACAUUAGAUGUCAGCCUAUUAGAACAGACUUUUCAACCCCUUUGCAAGCUGCAUCCAAAAUCACUGCACAUAAAGCUGGCUCAGAGAAAAAGCAGGUGGUGUUCAAUCUGGACAAAAACUCCUCUCAAGAUCUUGACGAGUUUCUUCAGAAUGGUACUCAGACCGUGUGUUCACCUAUGCCUUCUGUGUCGCCCAGACCUGGCAUCUUGAAACCCUCUCCCGCCACUCCUGGGCCAAAGAGGCAGAAACUUUCCUCAGAGAACAAAAUUCCCUUAAAGAAGACAUCCUUGUCACUUGAGCAAAAGACAGAAAGAGUGAUGAAGCAGAUAAAGAAGGCUCAGAAACUGUCACGGUUUGAAGCUAAAAAGCAAAAGCAAAAGCUUAAAAGGCCAAAGCGCCAUUGAUAAACCUGACUUGAGAGAUGUGUUUCUUAAUGAAAGCUUUGUUAGUGAUUUAUUAAACAGAUUAUGCCAUAAAGCCUUUUGAGUAAACUUUUAGUGUGGAAAACGUCUGUCAUCUCUGAAGUUUUUAUUUUUUAACCAGCAGAUGCCAGAUUAUUUCACUGUUUAUCUGUGGUUUCAGUCAUUCUGUGGUGUGUUUGUUUCGCUAAAUUUAUGUGUAAAUAAUCAUAGCAGAGACAUAUGAUUAAGCCUUUUUCUAAAUUACUGGAGAAUUCAAAUGUGAUGGUUGUAUGCACCAUUCUCAUGAAGAAUUCCAUUGUUCGCUUUUUUUUUAAUAAAACAAAAUGGACUGGCCAACUGUUAACAGCCCGUGUUUCGACUUUUGAUUCUGAUUACCAGGCAAAAGCACGAAUUUGCAGUAUUUAAAAAAUAUAUAUAAAUGACAGAAAAAUAAACUAAAAUUAUAAAUUCAA